Molecule: messenger RNA, 1973 nt
Organism: Chironomus riparius
Lineage: Eukaryota; Metazoa; Arthropoda; Insecta; Diptera; Chironomidae
Source: the annotation of a GenBank genome assembly
UCAAAGCUUGAGAAUCUUCUUUCCAAUCUUAUCUAAAGUUUAUGUCAUGCAGACUAUGAAUUUAUCAUUAAAAACUAAUUUGAACAAUUUAUUAGCCAUUCUAAUUGAUUAAGAAUCAAUUUUAAAGCUUCUUCCUCCAUUACUGGCAGUUCAUGCCACAUUCGUCAGCAAUCAAAGAACAUCCAAAAACCGUUAAACUUAAUUUCAAAAUUCCAUUUUCGAAAGGGGGACGAAUAAUUCAAAAAUAGAAAGUCAGACAAAAAUAAGACAAACAACUCAUUUUUAAUUCGUGCUAACUCCAUGUGCUUCUGUUAUUAUUUGAAAUUUUAAACAAUUUUUCCGAAAAAAUUAAAUUAACUUAUAAAAUAGCAAAGGAACAGACUAUAUAUGAUGGAUAUAUUCAAAAGUCUAACAUUAGGUGUCAAAUUCACUAAGAAUAAAAGCAAACGUGAAUUGCCAAAAGAAAUUAAGCAAGAAGAAAGUGAUGUUGAGAUCCAGGAAAUCAAUCCUAAAGUUAAAAGGAAGAAGUUAUCAGCAGAAUAUGUGAAACAGAAGGAAAACGAACGAGUUAAUAAGAUUAGAAAGGAAAAUCACAUUAAUGUCAAAGGUGACAAUGAGAAAGAAACUCCAAUUGAGUCAUUUGAUGAAUUAUUCUCGAGAUUUACUAUUGACGAGACAUUAAAAAGCAACUUGUUAAGCUUGAAUUACAAGAAACCAUCAGUUGUGCAGAUGCAAGUGGUUCCAUUAAUGCUGAGGAAGAAGCAAGUCAAAGUUUGUGCUCAAACUGGAAGUGGCAAAACCUUGGCAUUCAUCAUUCCAUUAAUCCAAAACUUAAUUGAGAUGAGGAACAAAAAUCCAAAAUCUGACGAAAUUCUUGCUGUGAUUUUAUUACCAACAAGGGAACUUGCUCAACAGAUUCUAUCAGUAGCAACAAGAAUGUGUCAGGAAACGAGCAUCAGAACUAACAUAGUAACGAGCACUAAUGAGUCGCACAUGAGCAGUUUCCACAAAAAGAAGACAAGCAUUUUGAUAUCGACGCCACUAAAGUUGGUACAUUUUAUUAAGAACUCAAAGAUAUCACUUAAAAGUGUUGAAUGGAUUGUAAUUGAUGAAGUCGAUAAAUUUUUUGAGGAAAGCAAUCAAACGUUCCAGCAGGAUCUUGAAGUUAUAUUCACAGAAUGCAGCAAUCCAGAUAGAAAAUUUGCAUUAUUUAGUGCUACGACUACAAAGACAAUGACUGCUUGGGUACAUGAGAAGCUAUCAAGUGGAUUUGUGACUGUAAACAUAUCCCCAAACAUGCCAGUGUCAUCAGUUGAACAGGAACUAAGAUAUGUUGGAACUGAGUCGUCAAAAUUAAUGGAACUUCGUGAAAUUAUUCGACAAGGCAUUCAACCACCGAUUUUGAUAUUUGUUCAGUCCAAGGAUCGUGCUAAGCAGCUGUUUUCAGAACUGAUGUAUGAUGGAUUAAAUAUAGACAUCAUUCAUUCAGAUCGUACUGGAAAGGAGCGCAAUGAAAUUUACAAAAAGUUUCGUGAAGGCAAAAUUUGGAUUUUAAUCUGCACAGAAUUAAUGUCGCGAGGAAUUGAUUUCCAGAAUGUCUCAUUAGUUGUGAAUUUUGAUCUUCCAACAUCCUUAAUAUCAUAUGUACAUAAAAUUGGCAGAGCAGGAAGAGCCAACAAAAAAGGAAAGGCUAUAACAUUCUACACGAAUGAUGACAACAAGAUUGGAUUGCUUCGAGAUGUUGCUAAGUUAAUUAAGUCAUCAGGAUCGCAAGUUGAGCCUUUCUUGCUUCAAUUAAAGAAAAGUUCGAAGAAGGAACGUGAUGCUUUGCUGAAGAGAGCACCAAAACGAAAGAAUAUAAGCACACAAAUUGAUUCUAAAAGUAAGAAAAAGUUAAACAAAAAAAAGAAGAAGGUGCCGAAGGUUGAGGAUAAAGAUAGUGAUGAAGAUUAAUAAAUGAAUUAUUUGAAGUU